GUCUUUCCUUAAUCUGCGAUACAUCUGAUUACAUUAAGUCAAAUUAUGGUAAAAGUUUGUGUGGUUGGUUGUUUGCAUGGAGAGUUAGACUGUGUGUACGCCGACAUUGCAGAAGCCGAACAACAGGGUCAGUUUAAAACUGACCUAGUUUUAUGCUGUGGUGAUUUUCAAGCUGUUCGCAAUCCCAGUGAUUUAGCCACAAUGAGCGUUCCUUCCAAGUAUUACCGCAUGGGUGAUUUUUGGAGGUAUUAUGCUGAAGAAAGUAGAGCUCCUGUUUUGACAUUAUUUGUUGGAGGUAAUCAUGAAGCAUCUGGUUAUCUUCAAGAGUUACCAUAUGGUGGUUGGGUUGCUCCAAACAUCUGGUAUAUGGGUUAUGCUAGUGUUGUCCAAUUUGCUGGAUUACGUAUUGCUGGUUUAUCAGGUAUAUACAAACAACAUGAUUAUACCAUGUGUCAUUAUGAACAUCCACCAUACUCAGAAGCAACAAAACGUUCUGUAUAUCAUUUAAGAAACUUAGAAGUUUUCCGACUUGGACAAAUUCGCCGACGUUUAGAUAUAGUGAUGAGUCAUGAUUGGCCUCGGGGGAUAUAUCAUUACGGAAAUUUAAAUCAAUUAACCAGAAGGAAACCUCAUUUUCGUAAUGAAAUCGAGUCAGAUUCAUUAGGCAGUCCACCCGGUGAACAGUUGUUAUGUCGUUUAAAGCCACGGUAUUGGUUUGCAGCUCAUUUGCAUUGUAAAUUUUCAGCGCUUGUUGGACAUUCAGACUCUAAAACUAAUAAAUCACGCAUCACUCACUUUCUAGCUCUUGAUAAGUGUUUACCGAAUCGUCACUAUUUACAAUUCUUAGAUAUUGAACCUGAACUGAAGUAUGAUGAAAGUUCAAUUAAUUCCGAUUCUAAUUUAUCUUUAUCUCCACAACUUGGAGAUGAUCCAGUAAUUGUCAGUCUUUCUAAAUUCAAAUCAAACGUCAACGAUUCAGAAAAAGACUUAAAAUUGAAGGAGCCUAAUAACAAUGCUAGUUCAAACGAUGAAAUAAAUACCAACUUAUAUCUUGAUCCCGAAUGGUUAUCUAUUUUGAGAUCAACAAAUCAUUUAAUGUCUACUAGCAAAGUCCCCUGUAUUCUUCCAGAAAAAGAAACAAGCGAACGCUGUGAUUUUUCCGCUACUGAUGAUGAAAUUCAGGCUUUGUAUGACCCUUUUGGUGGAGAUUUUCAAGUUCCUGACAACUUUGAACGUACUGCUGCAAUUUACAAACCGAAUGAAACUGAUCAUAUGAAUACAAAGACUACGUCUACGCCAAUUAGUUUGGUUCAACAAGCAAAUGCUUUAAAUAAAGAACAACUUUUUUCAAAUCCACAAACAGAACUUAUUUGUGCUAUGCUUGAUUUAAUAAACCCUAAUGCACUCUUUCUUGGCAAACAAUCAUACAGUUUGCUAGAAUUAUCAGCACAGUUACAAUCUAAGAAGGAUGAAGAGGAGGAUGACGAUGAAGUUGAGGAAAAUCCAGAAGAAAAUAUUUGUGAAGAUGAUGUGAAAAAUGACGAAAAUCAACUUGAUGUUAAUGAAUAUCCACUAGAUGUAAACACUAGCUGGAUCACUUCAGACUCAUUCGUCAAAGAGAGUUUUACAGAGUAUGAUCCGAUGAAUAGCACUUUUGUAUCAAAUACUAACCAAUCUAGUCAUAAUCCACUUAGCAAUACAAAUCUUUAUGAUAGUGUUGUAAGUCAAAAUCCUGAAGAAUUGGUAUUAGAUGAUAUUGAAGAUAAUGAUGAUGAGUUUCCCAAUGAGUCUCACUCUUUAAAUGUCUCUCAAUACAACGCUAGUUAUUCUCAGUUCACAGAUUUAAAUAAAUCAGAGCAAGUGUACAUUCCGCAACUUUUGCCUGAUUCCUAAUUAUUUAAUCGACAAAAUACGUUAUUUUAUUUUUAAAUUACAUACAGGGUGUUUCUUUUAAUUUUUCCGAAAAGUAAUUUCAUAAUUUAUGGGAGAUCCAACUUGUAAAUGUCUUUUAGUCCCUAAAUGUAACAGUUUUGUAUACCUUAAAGCUAAAAUCUCAAUCAUAUUCAUUGUCGUAUGUUGUAAAUGGUGCAAAUAUGUUUUGAACAGAAACUUUGUUGUGUUAUUCUUGGGAGUAUACUAUUCACGGUUUUCAGGAACAGUGUUGCAUUGCAUUUUUGAAAUUCAGCGUCAUUAGUAGGAUUUGCAUUGAUCUUUUAUUCUCUCUUUGCUAGGAAAAGUUACAAGUGUAACAUAAGUUUGUUCACAGGACAUGGUGCGUGAUAUCCAGCAGAUAUGCA
Schistosoma guineensis is the source of this 2297-nucleotide messenger RNA. The record is from the annotation of a GenBank genome assembly. NCBI's taxonomy places the organism in Eukaryota, Metazoa, Platyhelminthes, Trematoda, Strigeidida, Schistosomatidae.